AUGCAUUCAACUGCCACGGAUAGUAAUGGCAAUUUACUUUACUUGAAGCGAUCCAUGAAGCGUCUACUUUCGAAUGAUCUUUCCUCAUCACCACCGACUAAAAUUCUUGCCGUUACAACUACCGAAGAAGACAUGAAUAAUAAUCCUACGAGUACAAAUAAUCUGACAAAUGGACAUCAAAAUAGUGAUAGUAAUGAAGCCAAAAAAGCUCGCCUUGAAAAAAGUCCACCAUCUCGUGUUGUACAUUUACGAAAUAUUGAUGCUAGUGAAUUAGAAAUAGUUCAAUUUGGUCUUUCAUUUGGCAAAAUAACAAAUGUACUUAACUUAAGAAAAAAGAAUCAAGCUUUUCUGGAAUUUGACAGUAUUGAACAUGCACAAGCAAUGACUGAUUAUUUUUCUUCAAUACCUAUAUUAUUAAAUGGUCGACAAAUAUUCGUACAAUUUUCAAAUCAUCAAGAAUUAAAAACAGAUCCGAAUAAUGCAAAUAAUCAACAAGCACAAGCUGCACUUCAAUCAGCAACUAUUUUACAAGAAAUUGCACGAACAGGUGGACAAAAUUGUGUAUUACGUGUGGUUGUUAAUAAUAUGAUUUAUCCAAUUAGUGCUGAUACAUUUUAUCAAAUUUUUAGCAAAUUUGGUAUUGUUUUAAAAAUUAUUACAUUUACUAAAAAUGAUAAAUUUCAAGGACUAAUACAAAUGAAAGAUGCAACUACAGCACAAGCAGCAAAAAUGAGUUUAAAUGGUCAAAAUAUUUACAAUGGUUGUUGUACAUUACAAAUCGAUUUUUCAAAAUUACAUUCAUUAAAUGUCAGAUAUAAUAACGACAAAAGUCGAGAUUAUACUAAUCCAACAUUACCAUCAAGUGAAAAUUCGAAUGAACCUAUUUCUAUUGGUGCAAGAUAUUUAACAGGUAUACCUAAUGUAUAUGGUUCGCCAAUAAUGGCACUUGCCGGCGCACCAUUAACAACACUUUCAGCAAUGAGUAAUGGUGCUAUUCAUUUUUCAGCUCCAACAGCAACUAUGUUAAAUGCAAGCCAAUUAGCUCAACAAUAUACCACAGCAUUAGCAUGUCCAAUGACUAGUUCAGCAAAUGCUGGUACAACAUUAUUAACAACAGCUAAUACAACACAAACACCAAUAUCAUUAUCAACAUUACAACAACAUCAUCCACAUGCAACAACAAGUCCGUAUAUUUUUUUAUCAACAUCAACAUCUGAUGAGGUAUGUGCAAAUGUUGGCGGUGGUACUGAUGUUACUAAUGGAGUAAUCACUGGUAAAACUGCAACUUUAUCUUCUCCUUCAACUCUUUACUUUUAUAAUAAUAACAGUACACCUACUAUGUAUCCUACUGAUUUUCUGUGUUUGUGA
Messenger RNA from Rotaria sp. Silwood1, 1368 nucleotides. NCBI's taxonomy places the organism in Eukaryota, Metazoa, Rotifera, Eurotatoria, Philodinida, Philodinidae. The record is from the annotation of a GenBank genome assembly.